Messenger RNA from Exaiptasia diaphana, 1263 nucleotides. RefSeq names its product acetylcholinesterase. NCBI's taxonomy places the organism in Eukaryota, Metazoa, Cnidaria, Anthozoa, Actiniaria, Aiptasiidae. Bases 134 to 1132 code for a protein of 332 amino acids. The transcript is spliced from 6 exons. The record is from RefSeq and is a predicted model, not a curated record.
GAAGUUGGUCCUUCUGUGUUCGCAUGAAUUACUAGUUUUUCUUCUGUUUAGGUUUGGUGGUGAUCCUAACAUAGUUACCAUAUUUGGUGUGUCCUCUGGGGGUGCCAGUGUUAAUCAUCUCAUACUAUCCCCAAUGGCCAAAGGACUUUUUCACAAUGCGAUCAUACAAUCAGGUUUUUCUACUGCAAUUUGGGCGUAUACAACCUACAGCGAAGCACUUCAAGUUGCAAAGGCUAUCAGUAGAGAUGCCGGGUGUGAUAACAUGAUGUUUGCAGACUGCAUGAAGAAAAAGGGUGUCCAAGAAAUAGUUGACAUUGUGACCAAAUCACUUGCAACUGGCUGGYUCUUUCCCCCUGUUGUUGGUGGAUCAUUCCUACCUGCUGACUCUCCCGAAGCUUUGUAUGACAGCGCGGAGUUCGACGUGAAAGUCAUGAUUGGUUUUGGUAACGAUGAAGGAACUGUCCUUACUAACGCAGUUAAAGGUGCAGGAUCUGAUUAUUUCAACGUCACYAAUGGCUUCGAAAGAUCGGAAUUUAUAUCUGUGCUUCACGAACAAAAGCACAAAUUUGUACGMGGUCAAAACGAAGUGAUAAAUGAAGCUAUACUUUACCGCUACACAGAUUGGAACCACGUGACAGAUCGCUAUAAAAACCGUCGAAUGUUUGUUGAUAUGGUCAGCGAUUCUAUGUUUGUUGCACCUGCAAUUGAGACUGCUAGAGAGUUGGCCAACAAUUCUGUAAUAACAUACAUGUAUCAYUUGGAGCAUCGCUUGAAAACAUUUUACUUCAGACAUGUUCCAUCUUGGGUCGGUGCAUUCCAUGCAGCUGAACUCCCAAUUUUGUUUGGCCAGCCCUUCUGGYGUAGUAUAUCCGGAGUGAAUACGAGGGAAGGAAACUAUAGCCGUGCAGUGAUWAGACUCUGGACCAACUUUGCUAAAACAGGGAAUCCCAAUAAACCUGCCGACAUCGGUCUAGUGUGGCCACAGUACGACUUAAAACUACAACAGUUCAUGGCUCUUAAACCUGACAUGGCUGUAAAAGCUAAACUACGAAACGAUUACGUGGCUUUCUGGAAAAGCUUUGUACCAGCCGCCCUUCAGUUCAUGUCCACACGAACAUGCGAACAUACGUAGAGGAAUCCCUGCCUUUCUCUUUCAGAAGCACUGCACCCUCCUUUUCACAUACGAAUUACUUUAAAAAAUAAUUUGUUUGGAUUGCAUGGUGGUAUUUUUAUGGUAAUCAGACUUUUCAAAGCCUUGUUAAA